This is a messenger RNA of Trifolium pratense (red clover), 2404 nucleotides long. Its product is annotated as probable disease resistance protein At1g61310. The record is from RefSeq and is a predicted model, not a curated record. Gene Ontology annotation, molecular function: ADP binding. NCBI's taxonomy places the organism in Eukaryota, Viridiplantae, Streptophyta, Magnoliopsida, Fabales, Fabaceae. The transcript is spliced from 2 exons. Gene Ontology annotation, biological process: signal transduction; defense response. Bases 418 to 2004 code for a protein of 528 amino acids.
UGUUGAUCCUUUGUGUUGUUUGUGCAUGCAGCGUAUAUCUUUUGAGUAAGUGAGCCUCAAUUUCAUGCAUUUCUAUAAUUCAUUUUCCUUCUAUAGUUGUUUUGUAGUACCAUUUUAUUUUGUUGUGAAUGAUGUUAAUCAAGGCACCAAGCUUGCUUUCAUUUUCUAUUUGAUCAAGUGUUGCACAUUUCUCUAAUUCAUUCCAUUUCUUACUAGAUCAUCACAUACAUUGUAAUCCAAGGUAUGAUUGGUUGCCUUCGAUUUUAUAUAGAAAUUUAUUUUAUCUGUCACACAUGAAAUAUUUGUCGGCGAUUGAUUAUUUUUCAGGUUAACUGCUUUGCAUGAUAAAUACUCACUCAACUCAAUGCUAUUGGAUAUCUUUGCAGAUUUUUUGGUCAACAAAACUAAGAAGCUAAUAUGUUUGAAAAUAUCAUGAAAGAUGUCGAGAGUGAAAAAAAGAAGUUGAUUUUAAAUCGAGAUAUUGUGCAGGAAAAACUUGGAGCAACUCCUAAAACUGAAAAGGUCAACAAUGCUGUUUUUGAGUGGCUAAAAGAAAGUGAAAAACUCGUAGAAGAGGAGGAGAUUCUCAAAGAAAUAACAGAACUAGAGAUUCUCAAUUAUGAUUGUUCAUUUGCAUGGAUACAGUGGUUAUUGUGUGCUGAUCAUAAGAUGAGAAAUAGGAGGUACAGAGAAAUACUAGAUAGAUUAAAGGCACUGAAUAGCAAGUGUGAAUUUGAGCCAUUUUCCACAACAAUUCCACCUCUAGAGUACUUCUCUUCUGGAUAUUUUGUGCCUUUUAAGUCAAUAAAAGAGGCUUCAGAUAGACUUUUAGCGGCAUUACAGGAUAGUAAUUGUUCUACGAUUGGAUUGUAUGGAAAAAGGGGCUCUGGUAAAACAAAACUGGUGAAAACAGUUGGUGAGAAAGCGAAGUAUUUAAAUAUUUUUGAUGAAGUUGCAUUUGCUACCGUGUCCGAAAACCCAAAUGUUAGAAGGAUUCAAGAUGAAAUUGCCGACUCUUUGAACCUGAAAUUCACUAGAAAUACUCAAGCUGGAAGGGCAAGAACAAUAUCUUCAGAAUUAAAAAGUAAGGAUCGAGUUCUUGUGAUAUUGGAUGAUGUUCAAGCAAGGAUUGAACUAGAGGAUAUAAUAGGUAUUCCUGGUGAUGAUACGAAAGGUUUCAAGGUGCUUCUGACCACACGCCGUCAAAGAGAAUGUGCUUUGAUGGAUUGUAAAGAAGAGUUUUCACUAGGUCCCUUAUCCGACGAUGAAGCUUGGACUUUGCUCAAAAAACAUUCAGGCAUAGGAGAUGGGACAUCAUCUGACAUAUUAAACGUGGCACGUCAAGUUGCUUUGGAAUGUGAAGGGUUACCCGGUACAAUUAAAGAAGUCGGAUCUUCCUUAAAAAGUAAACAUAUUAAGGAGUGGAAAGCAUCAUUAGACAAUUUGAGACAUUCAAUGGCCCGAUGGCAGAUUUUUAUCAGUUUUAGAGGAGAAGAUACUCGCUUCUCUUUUACAGGUUUUCUCUAUGAAGCUCUACUUCGAGAAGGAUUCAAGAUAUUUAUGGAUGAUGGUGGAGGAUUGGAUACUGGUGACCAAAUUUCACCCUCUCUUAUUAAUGCAAUUGAAGCAUCAAGGCUUUCGAUCGUUGUUUUAUCUGAAAACUACGCUAGUUCCUCUUGGUGUCUUGACGAGCUUGCUAAGAUUCUUGAGUGUAAGGAAAAGAAGAAUCAAAUUGUUUGGCCUAUCUUUUACAAAGUGGAUCCGUCACAUAUAAGGCAUCUGAGAAAUGGUUAUGGCAAUGCCAUGACUGAACAUGAAAACGUUUUUGGAAAUGAGCCUGAGAGAUUACAGAAAUGGAGAUUGGCUUUGUUUGAAGUCGCUGGUAUGUCUGGAAAGCCUUAUGAAACCAAUACCGGGUACGAAUAUAAAUUUAUCCAAAAGAUUGUGGAACAUGCCAAAAAUAUUAGAAGUCGAUUGUAUAUACGAAGCAUGGACAUGGAUUAGUAGGAUGCUUACAUUUCCUCUUACUAGUGCUACACUAGACAAAAGUGAUGGCCAUGCAACAUCUAGUUGUUUAAAUAUGAAUGAAUUACGAUUGUAAUAUACACAUUCAAUAAUAAUUUGUUUUUGAAUAUGCAUGAUUCCUAGAGGUUACGGAAGACCUGCUAUUAAUUUUACAAUUGACAAAUAUGGUGUCAUUAACUUGGUAUCUUAUACUUGGAUGUUGCUAAUGUAAAUCUUCGAUUUAAGCUCUGACGAUAUUUUGUCUUACCAUGAAUUUUGUGACGCUGUGACACACUCUCAAUGGUUUUUUGUGAAGAAGUUUCAAAAUAAAGUUGAGAUUCUGCAGUUUGAGAGAGAAAAACACAAAGGUUGAAAAUUUUAAAUAAGAAUUCCAUGAUAU